GCCUGCGUCGCUCGAUUGGUCGAGAGCCUGGGAUGGUCCUGCGCAGCCGCGGAACGGGAAAGAAAGAAAGAAAAGCCACGCCCGUCGCUGGGCGCGCGCAUGCUCGCUGACGACGGUUGAAACAGGGACUGGGGCAGCAGGUUUGGAGGCGGCGUUGACGCCUCUGGAGGAGCCGCGAAGAUGGACGAGCUCCAGUCUGCCGAGGAGACUGCCUUUAUUGUGGAUGAAGUGAGCAACAUUAUAAAAGAGGCCAUUGAAGGGACAAUAGGUGGCAAUGCAUACCAGCACAGCAAAGUGAAUCAAUGGACUACAAGUGUUGUGGAGCAAAUUUUAAGCCAGCUGACAAAGCUGGGGAAGCCAUUUAAAUAUGUUGUGACGUGUGUGAUUAUGCAAAAGAAUGGUGCAGGUCUUCAUACAGCAAGUUCUUGUUUCUGGGACAACUCUGCAGAUGGAACCUGCACUGUGAGAUGGGAAAACAAGACUAUGUACUGUAUUGUCAGUGCCUUUGGACUUGCAAUAUGAUUGCCUUGGAAUUCUUCAGCCUUUGUGUCAUCACUUCCAUUUCAUAAAUCCACUAAAACUGUGAA
Pogona vitticeps (central bearded dragon) is the source of this 587-nucleotide messenger RNA. RefSeq names its product dynein light chain Tctex-type 1 (gene DYNLT1). Gene Ontology annotation, cellular component: cytoplasmic dynein complex; cytoplasm. Gene Ontology annotation, biological process: microtubule-based movement. Gene Ontology annotation, molecular function: dynein intermediate chain binding. The record is from RefSeq and is a predicted model, not a curated record. NCBI's taxonomy places the organism in Eukaryota, Metazoa, Chordata, Lepidosauria, Squamata, Agamidae.